Pisolithus orientalis is the source of this 795-nucleotide messenger RNA. RefSeq names its product Vps51/Vps67-domain-containing protein. Gene Ontology annotation, biological process: retrograde transport, endosome to Golgi; Golgi organization; endocytic recycling. The transcript is spliced from 4 exons. The record is from RefSeq and is a predicted model, not a curated record. NCBI's taxonomy places the organism in Eukaryota, Fungi, Basidiomycota, Agaricomycetes, Boletales, Pisolithaceae. Gene Ontology annotation, cellular component: EARP complex; membrane; GARP complex. Bases 28 to 609 code for a protein of 193 amino acids.
GUCCAGCUGGGACAGACUGCCGUCGCAAUGUCCUCCCAGCCCUCCUCACCAAAGCAACAGCGCAAGCAGUCAACACCGAGAGUGGUGUCUUCCCCGCUACGUCCAACAACCCCUCCAUCUGCUACAUCAUCCCGGCCAACUUCCCCGCGCCAGCAGCCGCCCCAUUCACUACCUGUUCCUCAUGGCUCAGCUCCAAAGUCGAGGGCUAGGGACCUACUAAGAAAGCACUAUGGUCUGGGUGUUGGACCCCCUCCUCCGCUGCCUGGUAACCAAAACGAUCCGAUGAAUAUGGAUUCCGUUGCAUUUGACGCAAAGUCCUAUUAUGACCAGUUGAUCACGACAUCAACUCUACCCACCUUAAUAAAGCGAGAGUUUGAGCUGCUAUCAGAAAUACGACAGCUCGACAGCGAACGACAAUCACUCGUAUAUAAUCAUCACCACGAACUUAUCGCCGCACGAGAUACAAUAGCAGUGAUGAAGUCUCAGGCGGAAGCACUCGAGGGUGACCUAGACAUGCUGAAGGCGGCAUUUUCAGACAUCUCGCGUUUGGCAACAGAAGUUUCUAUCAACAGGCCCACCAGUACGGAAGCAAACGCGGCUCCACAAUGAUGUGCUCUUGUUGGGACUCAUGAUUUGCCUUCGGGAAGUGAAUUCCAACCUUGACCCUGCAACACAUGGACAAGAUAUCACUUGCAUUAUUUACCAUUACAUCUUGAAUGUUUACCUUUAUCCAGAGCAUCAAGCUCCAUACAUAUUUAUAUGGAUACACUCAAAUAUGACGUAUCAUGCCCGAGG